Castor canadensis (American beaver) is the source of this 1746-nucleotide messenger RNA. The record is from RefSeq and is a predicted model, not a curated record. NCBI's taxonomy places the organism in Eukaryota, Metazoa, Chordata, Mammalia, Rodentia, Castoridae.
AUGACGUUAUGCAAAGAAGGGGCGGGGCCGCGAGGCGCGGGCCCCGCCUCCUCCCUUUGGGGGGGAGGAGAUUUUCCACAAGAAAAGGUUGUUUUCAUGUUUGGGAUUCAGGAAAGCAUCCAACGGAGUGGAAGCAGUAUGAAGGAAGAGCCGCUGGGCAGCGGCAUGAACGCGGUGCGGACGUGGAUGCAGGGCGCCGGGGUGCUGGACGCCAACACCGCGGCGCAGAGCGGGGUGGGUCUGGCCCGGGCUCACUUUGAGAAGCAGCCGCCUUCCAAUCUGCGGAAAUCCAACUUCUUCCACUUCGUCCUGGCCCUCUACGACAGACAGGGCCAGCCCGUGGAGAUCGAGAGGACAGCCUUUGUGGGGUUCGUGGAGAAGGAAAAAGAAGCCAACAGCGAAAAGACCAAUAACGGAAUCCACUACCGGCUCCAGCUCCUCUACAGCAAUGGGAUAAGGACAGAGCAGGAUUUCUACGUGCGCCUCAUUGACUCCAUGACAAAACAAGCCAUAGUGUAUGAAGGCCAAGACAAGAACCCCGAAAUGUGCCGAGUUUUGCUCACACAUGAAAUCAUGUGUAGCCGCUGUUGUGACAAGAAAAGCUGUGGGAACCGAAAUGAAACUCCCUCAGAUCCAGUGAUAAUUGACAGGUAGGGACCACUCUUCUUUCACUGAUUUCUUAUUGCUCAUUAUAAUGAAACACCUGCCUUGUGUCGCUCAUGGCUGAGGGUUAGGAGGGCAUGUGGCCGAAAUGUGCCUGUUGGUCAGACUUACACCAUGCGAAUGACUGUGAUUCCUGGGAAAGCCAUAUGGAAUGUUCUUUGGAGGCCCGUUUCUUGGAUCGCUCUGGUUUUGUGUCUGAUUCAUGCUGCUAAAGGAAUAUAUGGGUUUUUUUCAUUCCUGACUUGCUGUGGCUCAAUCUUCAUGCUGUGCCAGGAAGCUUCAGAAAUAAAAUAAUAAUAGUUUGUGAUUUAUGAAAUGUGGUUGGGUGCUUAUAAAUAUUUAACUUUUAUUUGAAAAAUGUUUGAAUCAUUAUCACUUUUAGCUACAGUAGUUCUGUUGGACGUAAUCCAUCUACAUUUUAAGGUUUUAUUUAUGCAUAAAAGCAGUUUAAAGAGAUCUGUGAACCAAGAUUCUCUACUGUUAUUUCCCGGGUUUGAUUGCAGCUCACACUGUAUUGUAAGUUGAUUAAUUUAUCCUGCUUGUCUUAAUUAUUGUGUUUUUAAACAGAUUCAUACCACUAAUCUGACAUGACCAAGUAAAUCACUGUAGAACGAUAAAUCUGUUUUACUUGUUCGUGCAAUGUUGAGUCAGUGCGUGCACACAUUAUACAAAGUCGCAUUCCAAAUAUUCAGUUUGCAUUUUAAUUAUUGAAAUUCAUUGUAUGGAAACAUGUAUGAUAAGCCAUUUGUUACAUAGCAUUACUCAUUGAGUUAAAUGGCCGGGAAGCUUUAUAGAUACUGUCGGUUGCCAGCUAGGAAAGAGCUAGCUAGCACCUUCUAUUUGCUGGAAAGAGUCUUACAAACAGGAUGGAUUUCUGUAUUGAAGAUCUCAACAAACAAACAAAAGUCCUUUUCUGGGUUUUGGUAAUACCAAUUUUGACAACAGAAUGAAACAAACAAAGGCUCUUGUGUUUUUCAAAUUCUUCACCUGUUUUCAACUUGAUUUAUAAUUUUUCAGCUUAAAAAGGCAAGGUGUUUACUUCAUCAUAGUUUAUGUAAGAGAUUGUUGAUUUUGAUCUCUGUG